AAAUAAAACUUGAUGACGCCAAGCGUGUAAGCCACAACCACGAAAAAAACCCAACAAAUAAACAUAAAUGAAAUUAAGUCAAAUGAAGAUUCGAUUAGAUUUUUUGGACAAAAUCUGUCGGAUGCUUAUUCAUAGCAUCUCCUCUGUUACAGCAAGAAUGAGGAAGUACGGAUCAAAGAGUGUUUGAAUGGUUGACCUGAAGAAGGAGAAGCAAUUGAGCUUAAGACUCUCUGAUUCUUUUCAUAACAUAAGUCAAGAAAAUGUCAUUUUCAACUUUUUGGUCAUGCAUGCAUUGCCACACACAGAGGGAGACACAUGUCUUUUGAUACUAUCCACUUGGUUCAGAAAAAAACAAAAAGUCACACUUUUUGAAAAAGUGAAAACGUCUCAAGAUAUGGUGAAAUCUGCAAUCUUUUUUUACUGUCUUUUUGUUAUGAUAGAUAAGGAAUCUGCAAGAACCAAUGAUCACUCUUUUCACUGUAUCAAGGACAAAAGAAAGAGAGAAAACAAAAGAGUUAUACAGAGAGAAAACGUGAAUAGAGAGAUCACUGUACUUAUUGGGUUUUGAUCUUUGAUGGCUCCACUGAGUCCAAGAGUAGUGGUGAAGGUGGAUUUGAAGAAGAAGCCAUGGCAGCAGGACCAGCCAUUGCACAAUAGAUGGCAUCCGGAGAUACCACCAGUAGCAGAGGUCAAGGCUGGUGAGUUUUUCCGGGUAGAAAUGAUUGAUGCAAUGGGAGGUGUUAUCAAAGACAAUGACUCUGCAAGCGAUAUCAAGAACCUAGUCCUAACUACUACUCAUCACCUAAGUGGGCCGAUUAGGGUUGUAGAUGAGGAAGGUGUUGCAGCUAAAGCAGGUGAUCUUCUUGCUGUUGAGAUAUGCAACUUGGGUCCUCUUCCAGGAGAUGAAUGGGGAUUCACUGGUUCGUUUGAUAGAGAGAAUGGUGGCGGUUUCUUGACUGACCAUUUCCCUUGUGCGACCAAAGCUAUUUGGUACUUUGAAGGGAUCUAUGCCUACUCUCCUCAGAUUCCUGGAGUACGAUUUCCGGGUUUGACACACCCAGGAGUCAUUGGCACUGCACCAUCGAAUGAACUCUUGAGAAUAUGGAAUGAUAGGGAAAGACAAUUAGAAGAAAGUGGUGUUGAGUCCCUAACACUAUGUGAGGUAGUGCAUCAGCGGCCAUUAGCAUGCCUACCAACAACUAAAGGAUGUCUCCUCGGGAAUAUUGAAGAAGGAACACCAGAAUGGGAAAGGAUUGCAAACGAGGCUGCGAGGACAAUACCAGGAAGAGAAAACGGAGGAAACUGUGACAUUAAAAACCUAAGCAGAGGCUCUAAAAUAUAUCUUCCAGUAUUUGUUGAAGGGGCUAAUCUAAGCACAGGAGACAUGCAUUUCUCACAAGGUGAUGGUGAGAUCUCGUUCUGCGGAGCCAUCGAGAUGAGUGGAUUUCUAGAACUCAAGUGUGAAAUCAUAAGAAAUGGGAUGCAAGAGUACCUUACGCCAAUGGGACCUACCCCUCUCCAUGUAAACCCAAUCUUUGAGAUAGGACCAGUGGAACCGAGGUUCUCAGAGUGGCUUGUCUUCGAAGGUAUCAGUGUCGAUGAGAGCGGAAAACAGCAUUACCUAGAUGCAACAGUUGCUUACAAACGGGCAGUUCUCAACGCCAUAGACUAUCUUUUCAAAUUUGGUUACUCAAAAGAACAGGUACUUGUCUUUGCAGCUUGAUGUUUCUUCCAGAAUCUAGUUGAUCACACACCAAACAUCCAUAAAUUAAAACUACAAAGACAGAAGUGAUCAAGAGAAUAUGGUGUGAACAGGUGUACCUCUUACUCUCAUGUUGUCCAUGUGAAGGAAGACUAUCUGGGAUAGUUGAUUCUCCGAAUGCCGUUGCUACACUAGCAAUACCUACAGCCAUCUUUGAUCAGGAUAUUAGGCCAAAGAAUCGGAAGGUUCCAGUAGGACCUCGGGUUGUGAGGAAACCAGAUGUACUGAAGAGCACAUAUGAUGGAAAGCUUCCAAUUACAAAGAAUCCAAGUUCUUCCUCUUAGCUUCUACAAAAAAAUUAAAAUUAAAAUUUAGAAGCUAAUACCAAGAUUGUAUAAUCAAGCAUAUGUUCCAAUAAUAAAGCAAUAACUUGGUGUUUUCUUUA
Molecule: messenger RNA, 2147 nt
Organism: Arabidopsis thaliana (thale cress)
Lineage: Eukaryota; Viridiplantae; Streptophyta; Magnoliopsida; Brassicales; Brassicaceae
Product: Acetamidase/Formamidase family protein
Exons: 6
Coding region: 575-1723 (382 amino acids)
Molecular function (GO): hydrolase activity, acting on carbon-nitrogen (but not peptide) bonds, in linear amides
Source: RefSeq, marked reviewed